UGAAAAUGAGAAUAAUAAUCAGAAUGAGAAUGGGAAUAAAAUGAAGGAAUCAGAGCUAAAUGAGAUCACUAACCGUAGUAUUAGUGAUGAGAUGGAGUGUAAAAAAGUCGAUAUGAAACCGCCGGUUUCGGAUUUCGAUAUAAUCAGCAUCUAUGCGGAGAUAUCAAAGUUGAGCACCAUAGAGCGUUAUCUGAAUAUGCUAUAUCGUCCCUCCACUUGCUUUGUGGCCACGAACUGCCACUUUAAGCUCUCUGAUCUGGACUACUUUCUGUCGGAGACACGCUAUGAGCCGGAAAAGCACUCGGCUCUGUUCAUACGGCUCUCGAAUCCGACGUGCAGCUUACGGCUUUACGAUAAUGGCAACAUCUGCUCCAAGGCCUAUUCCUACAAAAGCGCCGCUCUAGGCAUACGUCGUCUCAUUGGCACCAUAGAGCAUUUAGGGUAUUCGCUCGUGUUUCAAAAUCCCUGCUUCAAUGUGGUCAAUGCGACGUUCUGUUUGCCAUUCUGGAUCGAUUUGGCACUGCUAAGCUUGGAGUACUGUGAGGAGUGCGACUACAAGCCCCAAACAGAGCCAUAUCUAAUCUUCAAGAUUCGCAACUCAACCACUAAGCUGGCCAUCUUUAACAACGGCUUUAUCUUUGUGAUGCUCUCGUCGAUGCCGCGCCACACCCAGCAGGCAAUCACCUUUAUAAUGCCCAUUCUCUUCCGGCAUAGAGAUGCUGAAAGAUCUGUGGAUACAGAGCUGAGCAUCGGCGACAUUAAUUUCAAAUUGCUCUGGGAAAAUGAGUUCCAGCUGCUAUACCAAAGCUCCAUCAACUAUUCCAAAUGAGCAACAAUGUUGAUGUUAGCUCUUUUCCUACUUCUUAUUGUUUCUCUUCUUGUUGGUCAACUUUUAUUUUUGAUACAUGAAAGUAAAACUUUCUAUAUCCAGUUUAUGCUCAUAAAUGUCGAAAUGCACCGCCCGGAGUAGAGGAAACUUUUUUGGCUUAGUUAUUUCAAUGAGAAGAGCCGUUGCGCCAACACACUCGCGCAACCACAUACACGAACACACACACACACACAAAUUAUUUA
Drosophila arizonae is the source of this 1071-nucleotide messenger RNA. It is a transcript of the gene Trf5, whose product is annotated as TBP-related factor 5. The record is from RefSeq and is a predicted model, not a curated record. Lineage: Eukaryota; Metazoa; Arthropoda; Insecta; Diptera; Drosophilidae. Gene Ontology annotation, biological process: DNA-templated transcription initiation. Gene Ontology annotation, molecular function: DNA binding.